Molecule: messenger RNA, 1167 nt
Organism: Geodia barretti
Lineage: Eukaryota; Metazoa; Porifera; Demospongiae; Tetractinellida; Geodiidae
Source: the annotation of a GenBank genome assembly
AUGAGAGUGACAGUUGAGACUCAGUUGCAGCUAAAGUGUCUGUCUGGCCCUCAUCCCCAGCCUUUACUGCCGCAUCUGCUUGGUCGCUAUCUCCUCCUUCUCUCCUCUCUCCUGUCUGGGGAAUAUGAAAACCUGAGAAUGGCCCUGACGUCUGUGUCUUUCCCACUCUCCCUAACUUCAGCCUUCCUCUCCCUCACCCCUUCCUACCCUCUCCUCACCCUCCAUUACUACCAUCUUUCCCUCCUCACUGGAGGACGCAGUUUGGUCUUCUCAGCUCUCCAGGUGUGCAGUGCGUCUCAGGCUCCCAGCCAUCGUCUUCUCUACCACUGUCUCCUGCCACUGCUGUCUUGCUCUGGCACCUCUCUCAUGGACACUGUUCCAACCACACUCAUCGACAGAGACAGGACCACUGAAAAGGAUACACUAAUAGAGCAGCUGAUGAACUCUGACUUCUCCAACCCUGUUGCCUGUAUGCAUGCGCUGCAGUUGGCGAGGGACGAAGGCUCAGUGCGGGUCCUCCCGUUGCUUUGUCGUCGCCUCGUCACUCAUCCCUUCUCUUCCAUCAGCUCACCAGCAGCCUCUCUGGCUGGUAUCCAGAGUGCUGAGUACAACACAGAGGUGGCAGAUGUUCCUUCACCGGCUCCUCCCCAAAGCAGUUCCUCUCACCCUCUCCAGUUCACCUCGCAAGUGCAGGCCGUAACCAGAGUACGUACAAUGUACCUAAUGCUGACAAAGCUCUAUGCCACAGACCUCUAUCCCCAGCUGUGGUUCCUGGCUGAGGUGCAUGAUCUCUGUCGUAACAGCUGCUCCGACUGGCUGUGUGGCAGGGUUCUCGCAGACUCUCGCUCUCUGAGCUCUCUGAUCUCCUCCAAAAUCCUGAUAUAUCCAAAAGGUUGGUCUUCAGGUUCUACAGCCAGAGACACUGUUUCUGUUCAGGGAUUACUGGAGGCUGGUGUGUCCCAUGGACUGGAAGUCUCCCUCUAUUCUCUCCCCAAACUCCUCACCCUCUGCUACAGCCUCCUCUGCCAGGUACUUCUGGACCAGUUGCGUGAUCAAAGUAAGGAACCUUACGCUCCCGAGUACAGUCAUUACCUCCUCAGGACGAGCAGCCGUCAGCUCAGUGCUGGCUGCAUACUGGAGCUGCAGCAGAGAGACUCCACACUGUGA